This is a messenger RNA of Entrophospora sp. SA101, 2385 nucleotides long. Lineage: Eukaryota; Fungi; Glomeromycota; Glomeromycetes; Entrophosporales; Entrophosporaceae. The record is from the annotation of a GenBank genome assembly.
AUGUCGAAUAUUAAAGAAAAAUUAAAAGAAGUUUCUGACAAAGUUCAAGGGAGACCUUUGAAUAAAGAAGAAACUAAUGAAGUUAUAAGGAGACCAAAUUAUGGGAUUAAAGGUCGUGAAACAGAAGUAUAUGCAAAUUAUUUUGAAGUAAAAAAGAUUGCAGAAAAACCAAGUCCUAAAAAACCAUUUCCGGACACUUUACGCGCCGUCUUCCAAAAAUUAGAAGAACAAGAACGUGAUGGAUGGUUUUCAGGAAUUGGCGUUGUUUAUGAUUGUACCUCAACACUUUACACAACUGAAUCAUUAAAUCUUGGAUCCGAAAAUAAAUUUGCUACUACAUUGGUUAUUUUGAAAGAAGAAGGCCAGGAUGGUGAAGAGCAAAAUAAUAAAUUCAAUGAAACUGAAUAUAUAGUUAAAGUUUGUAAACUUCAACGUGUCAAUCUCGAAGAUCUUGAAAAAAACUUCGCAGGAAAUAAUAUGGAUUGGAACUAUUUUGAUUUAGCCGGAAUAGACGGAAUUAAUGCAUUAAUUCACCAUAUUCCUUCAAUGAAAUAUGUACGAAUUGAUGAAUCGAUUUUUUUACCAUCUACUCGGAGAAGUUUAGGAGGUGGUGCAGAGAUAUGGAUGGGUUGGUUUGAGAGUUUUAGACCUGGACAAGUAUUUUAUGAACCGGGUAACCUGGUAGAAUUAAUUAAAAAGUUUUUAGGACUAAGGCCAACCGAAUUUCUUCCAUCCAGAUUGGACCAAAAUAGACAUGAAAGGAUAAAUAAAUUCAUAAAAAAUUUAAAAUUUAAUCUAACAUAUCGUAAUAAUAGGAUUAUGAAAAUUAAAGGAUUGAGCACUUUUAAAUCUUUUGAAGUUAAAUUUGAUUCCGAAGAAUUUGGUAAACAAAUAGACGUUCAAAAAUAUUAUUAUCUCAAAUAUAAAAAAAAUUUGGAAUAUUCGUAUCUUGUAGAAAUUAAAGGUCAUGAUACCAUUAAAGUUCCUAUUGAAGGUCAAAGAUUUAAAACUUCAAACUUAAGUGGUGAACAGAGAAAAACAAUGAUUAAAUAUACGGCAUUAUGUCCUAGAGAUAAUAUCAAAAGUUUGAAAGAAGGAAUAAAUAAUGUUUUAGAAUUUAAAAAUGAUGAAAAAUUAAAAGAAUUUGGCACUGUCGUUGAUACAGAAAUGACAAUUGCUCCAGCUCGUGUUUUGUCACCACCUAGUGUUUUGUAUCAUCCUAAUUCCAAAGCUGGCAAGUCUUUUGUUGCAGAUAAAGGUGUUUGGAAUCUUCGAAAUCGGAAAUAUAUUAAAAGUGGGACUCCCCUUAAUUAUUGGAUUGUGAUUGUAUUUUCUCGAUUUUCGCACAAUAUGCUUUAUUCUCUUAAAGGUCUCAUCAAAGAAUUUGUUAGAAUUAGUAGAGCUCAAGGGAUGGAAAUCUAUCAAGACAACCCCAGAAUUGAAUUCUGUAGAGAUGAGGUUGUAUCAGAAAUUAUUGAAGAAGAAAUUAAAAAACAAUAUCGCAAUGCCAAUAAAAUGUUAAAAAAUGAUAUACAAUUUAUGUUUAUCGUUCUUCCUGAUGAAGAUGAAAAACGGUAUCAUGCUGUUAAAAACACCGUUGACACUAUUCUUGGAAUACCGUCUCAAUGUGUACAAUAUGAUAAAAUAAAAAAAUCGUCACAGCAAUAUUUUGCUAAUGUUUCAUCAAAGGUCAAUAUAAGACUUGGAGGUAUCAAUCAAUCCAUUGAUGGAAUUAAUGUACCCUUUUGGAAAAACGAUCACGUCCUAUUACUCGGAGCAGAUGUUACGCAUUUUACUGGACAAGCAGGACCUACGGUCAUGCCCUCAAUUUGUGCUGUUGUUGGUUCUCUUGAUAAACAAGGUGGACAGUAUUUUCCCAUGAUAGAAAGUCAAAAAGUAGGACAAGAAAAAAUCGAAAACAUUAGUGGAAUGGUUUAUCGAAUCUUGUCAGUUUAUCAUGAAAAAAAUGGAGCCCUGCCUGAUCGUAUAAUCAUGUAUCGUGAUGGUGUAUCCGAAAGUCAAUUCAAGAUGGUUUUAGAGUAUGAACUCAAAAAGAUCAAGGAGGCUUGUAUAAAAUUAAGCGGGUCAUAUAAACCAAAAAUCACAUUUAUAACAAUAGGCAAAAGACAUCAGACAAGACUUUAUCCAAAGGAACAAAUUGAUACUGAUAGUGCUACAAGAUCUGUCUCAAUACCACCGCCUACUUAUUAUGCACAUUUAGCUGCUAAAAGAGCAAGUCCUGACGGAUAUGAGAAACAAUUUAGAUUACAUUGUCCAAGAUUUAAUUUUUUGAUUGUUUACAAAAUGACAGAGAAACGUAAAAAUGACCAAUACACUUAUAUUGUCGAGGAAAGUUUAACUGAAAAUCAAGGUGCAUCUGAUUAA